Molecule: messenger RNA, 2235 nt
Organism: Bipolaris oryzae ATCC 44560
Lineage: Eukaryota; Fungi; Ascomycota; Dothideomycetes; Pleosporales; Pleosporaceae
Exons: 2
Coding region: 1-2235 (744 amino acids)
Source: RefSeq, a predicted model, not a curated record
AUGGUAAGCUGGAGGGAUAAACCAGCACCUCAGCAGCCGAUGAGCGCGGAUCUACAUGAGAACGGCGCCCGCAAGUUUCGGAGAAAGCUCAGUUACGGCCUCUCUCUCAUAUCUAAUCCUCUCUCCCAACGAAAGAUCACCCCAGGACGCAAUCAAGUUGAGACUAAUUCAUUGGCUGUCAAUGAGGCCUCCAUAUCUGACGCCAUCACUGCGGCCUUUGCAUACGAUCCCCCAGCAUUACUAGCGCGCGAAUCGACGUCUCUCAUAAACUUCAGUGACUUGACAAAGGGUCUAGUAGGAAAAGAGGAUACCGAUACCUCGACUCAGAGUGAGGAUAUUGAUAUCAUCCCCAAGCCACUUCCUCGCUCGCGCACGUUGGGCUUCAUCCCACUCUCCACCGGCACUGAGCCUCAUACAUUAGCGACAGAUAUCAACGAAUCCGUCAAGCUUUGCUCUUCGCCGGUGAUUCCUAUAUCUGGACUAGGUUCAUUGCCUUCAAAGAUCCCCUCACCUAGUCCUCCGUUGUUCGUACAUCGGUGCGCUAGUCCACGUCGAUAUCUUCACCACCAGACAUCCUUGAGUGCAUCGCAACAAACCAAAUACAUUACUGCAACUCAAGCCGUCGUCAGCCCCAACGAAUGCUCACCUGAAACGAUUUCACAGCCAUUACGGUCACGUACAACACCAAACCUUGUGAAGGGAUCGAACGCGCGACAGACUGCAGGGUUUAUGGCUCCUAGGCAACCAGGACCCAAGAAACCCAAUGUAUCCCAAAGACCCGAGAAGCAAGUAUUACAGGAAAACAUCCCUACCGAAAAGCACAUUAUGAAUAGACGGUCGCAAAUACAAGAGAGUAUGCUGAAGCGUGAGUCUCUUGCAGUUGCAGGAGCUCUAUACGACAGGAGGUCUUUUGGACCAAGCACUCCAAUUAUGCAGGGCAGAAGAACAAGCUUCGCAACUCAACAAAUAGCAAGCAAACAAACGAGUUCCCAUCUUAUUCAAAAUACUCCAGCCACUGCAAAGAGAAUUCGGUGUGAGGAGCAAACUGUACUGCCACUACCAAGCCGCCUUACUAUAAAGCCUGGCCUAGCCUCAAUGCCUUCAUUUCCAAACACCUCGACAAAGAAAAUCUCACACAUGGUUCGUUCCUCAAAGCCAGCUUUGCUACGUUCCUAUACACAAGCAGAUUUGUCGAGGAAAACACUAGGUACGCCGAAUGGCCUGGGUGGCGUUUGGCGGCCGUCUCGUGCGCUUGCUGUGGUAAAUCACGAGGUGAGCAAACUUCCGCGCUCCAAUACCUUCCAUUGUCUUGGACUUCAGCCGGAAGCUGCUCCGUCGAUGUCUCUUCUGCCACUGCACCACAGAAAGCUAUCCCUGUCAGAGACAACGCAGCAUUUACGCAUGAGUCAAGAUACGCCCGCCAUGCCUCGCCAUGGAAGAAUAAUAUCCGAUACUAUCCCGUGCCAGUCAAUACCUGAAGAGAACGGAGAAGAGGUGUCAAUUCAGGGUUGCACAAGUAUGCCACUUGAAGCUACAAAAGCCUCUACUCCAUCAGAGACGCCCAGUUCAUCAACUUUCAGUCUUACGAUAUUUCCCUCGUUACCAGAUACACCUCAGCCUUCAGUUUUGGGAGCACCGCCUGUACCAGGCACAACCGCGAGAUCGUCACAGGAAGUUUCGCGCGGGACUUUAGGAAACGUUCGGGGGGAAGAGAUGCCAGAAGAUGCUAACAAUAGUGUUUUCCAGGUCAAAGAUUACAUGCCACCUCUGUAUUGGGCUGGAAGAUUUCAGUCUCGGUAUGACCAGUGGCGUACUGAUGCUAUGAAUGCGGAGUUGAAUGCUCGGCCAGGCCAGCGAGGAGAGGACCCGUUGAGCGAAUACAGGCUCGACCAGGGAAACCUUGCUGCAUGCCAUAUCUUCGCGCAGCUGCGUGCUCUAUGUACUACUGAACAAGCAGCAGACAGCCUUUGGGAGUUCGAGUACAAGUAUCGAAAGGAUCAUAGAUUGCUUGGCAAUCUAGCCGAUCUUCCAAGAAGAGCUCCGCCUAAGCAAAGCGAUAGCGAGACUGUUCCGGUGACUGGAGCUGGUACCCUUGAACGAGCCUUAAGAAAAAUGACCCCCCGCAAGAGUAGCCUUGUCAAUCUCAUGAAGGGCAAAGGAUGGAACAAAUCGGAUGAGAUGAAGGAAAAUGAUAUGUUGGAGCAAGAUCGGGAGACACCUUCGCGGAAGUCUUAG